CCGGUAGGUGCUACGUACAGCCAGUUGCGAUAACGUUAACCCUCCUCAGCUAACUUCAGCUCGGUCCGAUCUUCCUAUAUAUAGCUGGUGCGUUCAAAUUUCAUAAACAUUUACCAUGAUAACGUGUAAGCAGUUGACCUACAUGCUCCAAAUCAAAGCUGCUGUCCUGAUUGUGACCGGCUGGUCCACCAUGUCCAGUCCUUUGCCGAUCAGUUUCUCUUCAAGAGCCAACGACGGGAUGACAAGACAUUUGAGGAGCGUACUAAGUGAAAGACAGGAAGAGAACACGUUUUUUCAAGACAGGCGAGGCAGGCGUGAUUAUCUGACGAAUCACACUAGUGAUGAGACACCAACUUCUCUGACGACAACAACUAUCUUUGAUCGGUUGCAGCGAACAAUUCCGAACGAGCCGGAGUGUAUUGCUCACCACGAGUAUGCGGUCAUUGUUCCACCUUCGCAGGCUAACGACCCGGGGAUGCUACGCUUCGAGAGUAACAAUGGUGAAAUAAGAUAUUAUUUCUGCCAUAGAUGCUCUAUCUGCAAUGCUGGUGUGCGAAUUCUCAGGCACUGUACUAGCAAGAGAAACACGGUGUGUAGUUAUUCGGAAUGCAUCGACCCAGAGGACUUCUUCGACCCUUACAAAAGGGCUUGCUUCAAAGUUCCACAAAGUAGCGGCACCACAACGCCUCCAAUGACAACUCCACCUCCAGUCAGAUGUGCAAUAAAAAGUGUACCUGAGAUAGAGAUCGGGGAUGAGGUUGACCAUGUUAUCCAGCCACAACUUCAAGGCAGUCAUGUCAACAUAUUCGCUGUUCUGCUUCUUAUAGUGUGCAUUACUCUAUUAACCCUCAUGGCAGUAGCAUCGAUGAUCUUCAGAAGGUUGUCUAAACGAGGAAGAGCGAUACCAAGGUCUUCUUUGGAGAUUUCAUCUCACUCGACUGUUACAGUAAUCGAUAACCCUCAACGUACAUAUGAGUCUUCAAGAUGUCAGCUAGAGGUAGGCCUAGCGCAGGACUUGAUAGUUUCACUGGAUCAUCAGGAGAGUCAGUUGGGGAUACAGCGAGAGCAGGAGACUUUUUAUAACCAGGAAAACAGUCAUGAUGAGAUCGUCAACGGAGCAGUCUCUGUUUUAAAAGGUACAUCACCCUACUGGUUGGUAAUGAUGGGUCAUUUUGGUCCAGAAGGAGGUGUUCUCAGAUGUCAAGAUUCAGACGUUGUGUUGGAGAUCCCUCCUGGAGCUAUUCCAACCAGUCAUCCCCAUCAACUCAUCCAAGCUAAGAUAUCGCUAACCCCGAGUGCGGCAGCUCCGGAACUUGCAAGUAACCCCGAUUUUCUUUGUCUCACACCCGUCGUCGAGUUUGAGUCACCAGGGCUCGAUAAGUUUAGAGAGAAUGUCCUGAUCAGACUUCCUCAUAAAGCUUGCAUGACCUACGACCCCAGUUGGUCCUUCCGCGCCCACUUCACAGAUCCCACCUCUGCAACCAAAAUAAAUCCCACUCCUGCUACUACAUGUAAAGUUCCUUUGAGUGAUCCCUGGUACUUUGUUAAUCUGAAGAACCACAUGAGUAAGUCUGGAAGAAGCAGCCAAAGGAGGUCCGAGUCAAUGAAUAGGGGCGUAUCUUGCACAGUUGAUGAGAGGUACUUCAACAUCUCUACGCCACACUUUUCCAAAUACGCUUGUAGUGGAUGUCACAAGAACCACCCUCUGCAUUUUGAAACUGUCGUCUACGCCAGCCACUUGAAAGUCGGAGAUAAGGAGGAGGUGAAACUGAUCAUUUACAUUAUGGAUCCAAUCAAGCAGCGAGAGGCUAAUCCUCCACGUAGCCGAGUGUCCGAUUACCAUUCAGUUAUCUUGGAGUACAACAAGAAGAGCAAAGACAAUCAUUCUCUGGAGGUGACGCUGAUCGAUGGCAUUGAGAAUGAUGACUGGCAAUGGAAGCUACAGUACGAAAACCACGUCAAGUGCACACAGUUAAUCAAGUAUCAACAUCUUGUUCGGUGUUGUUCUUGCCUCGGUCCGUUCCUACAUACGUUCGAUCUGGAACUAAAACCUGGCACAAUGAAGGAGCCGUUGUCUGUGUUUAAAGCGAUGCUGUCCUUCAGACAACAACACCAGAACGCGGGUCCCCUGGGGGAACCAGUCAAAUUCGUCGUAACCCUGCCAUUGUCAGACCAGUGCUUUCAAAGACAGCUUAGCAGUGCAAGAAACACAGGGAGCAUUGGAAGCACACGCGUCAUUGAAAACCAUAUUGAUGUUGUUCUGAGGAAGCUACUCCCUAAAGAUUGGCGUCGUCUCUUUCGCAAGCUGAUGGGCACAGAUGUGGAAAACGAGAUCCAAUGUAUCGUAGCAAGAAACCCAACUGACGUUAACGAACACAAACAUGAUGCUCUUCUGAGUUGGACACGAAGUCAUGGCCGAGCUGCGACUCUCAAUGUGCUCAUUAGCGCAUUGAGAAGCUGUGAGCUCACUGAGAUUGCCGAGUCUCUGGAAGAAAUUACCAACAGGAACUUGUUAAAAGAGACUGCUAUUUAAAGGCAGUGGAUACUAUUGGUAAUCACUCAAAAUAAUUAUUAGCAUAAAAUCUUUCUUGGUGAC
Molecule: messenger RNA, 2596 nt
Organism: Asterias rubens (European starfish)
Lineage: Eukaryota; Metazoa; Echinodermata; Asteroidea; Forcipulatida; Asteriidae
Exons: 10
Coding region: 116-2533 (805 amino acids)
Biological process (GO): netrin-activated signaling pathway
Cellular component (GO): membrane
Molecular function (GO): protein binding; netrin receptor activity
Source: RefSeq, a predicted model, not a curated record